CUGAGCUAGUUUCCGCCUCCCUUUGUUUCACUGUCAGCCAAGCCCUGGGGGGAGAGGAGAUGAAGCGCUGGGGCACUCGGAUCCUGCUGAUUGGGGUUCUUUUUUGGCUAUCCUACACCAUGAGCCUCAAGCAGAGAGAGACCCCACAGGCCAGCUCCGGCCCCGGCUCGGUGGAGCUGAGUGACGGGACCUGCACCUUCUGCUUGAAUUACACCGCCUUCCAGACUGAGCUUCCCCAGCUGCAAAGCUACCGGUGCCGUCGAGGCUCGACGGGAGCGGAAAUGAUUCGGUGGAGCCGUCCGGCGUUUCUGAAGAAAGUGUUCGUGGCGGGGACGGUGGUCGUGGUGGGGAUGGUGGUCGUGGUGGUGGGGGCGGGUUUAGGGAGUCGCGGUGUUGGGCUGCUUUGGACCGUGUACGUCAAGCCGAGACAGAACCUGCAGGCCAGCCCCAGCCCCGGCCCCGGCCCCGGCCCCGGCUCGGUGGAGCUGAGCGACGGGACCUACACCUUCCGCUUGAAUUACACCGCCUUCCAGGCUGAGUUCCCCCAGUUGCAGAGCUACCGGUGCCGGGAGCGGAUCCCAGGGGACGGCGUCUGCUCCGGGCCCCCGGGGCAGCCCCUGCUGCUCCUGGCCGUGAAAUCCCACCCAGCGUCCACCGCCAGACGGGCCACCGCCCGCCACACCUGGGCCCGGCCCAGGCUCCUGGAGGGCUACCGGGUCCGCCCCGUCUUCCUCGUGGGGGUGUCGCCCGACCCCCGGCACAUGGUGCUGCUGGAAGAGGAGAGUCAGGAAUUUGGGGACGUGGUGCUGUGGGAUUUCGCCGAGAGCCACCACAACCUGUCACUCAAGGAGCUCUGCUUCCUGCGCUGGGUGGGGGCGCGCUGCGGGCAGGCGGAUUUCAUCUUCAAAGGCGACGACGACGAGUUUAUGAACCCCCCCGCCCUGGUGACCUACGUGGGCCAGACACCCAACGCCUCCCAGGUCAUCCACGGUAACAUCCAGCGACAUUCAGUCGUGAUGAGAGCUGGGAAAUAUCGUGUCUCCUCCACCCUGUUCCCCCAGGGCAAAUACCCCUUCUUCCCCUCCGGGGGCGGGUUCCUCAUGCCCAGGGCCAGCAUCCUGGCCCUGGCCGCGGCCACCGAGCGCAUCCCCGUCUUCCCGCUGGAUGACGUCUACUUCGGCUUCCUGGUCCUGGCCGCCGGGCUGCGGUACCGGCACGAUGACCGAUUCCGGGUCUUCGGCAUGAAGGACGAGCUGUGUCUGUACGCGGAGGCACUGAUGGUGCACGGGCUGUCGCUGGACAGAGUGGAGGAGGUGUGGAGGGGGUUGUACGAGGAGCAACGGUGCAACGGGACGGGGCCUCUCCCCUCUUAGGGGCAGCAACUCCCACCCAGCCCCAGGGCGGGGAAUGGGGCUUGGGGCCUGUCCCCUCUAGGGGGCACUGACCACAUGGG
Caretta caretta (loggerhead turtle) is the source of this 1453-nucleotide messenger RNA. RefSeq names its product N-acetyllactosaminide beta-1,3-N-acetylglucosaminyltransferase 4. The record is from RefSeq and is a predicted model, not a curated record. Lineage: Eukaryota; Metazoa; Chordata; Testudines; Cheloniidae. Gene Ontology annotation, molecular function: protein N-acetylglucosaminyltransferase activity. Gene Ontology annotation, cellular component: Golgi membrane. Gene Ontology annotation, biological process: poly-N-acetyllactosamine biosynthetic process; protein O-linked glycosylation.